Molecule: messenger RNA, 5018 nt
Organism: Carassius carassius (crucian carp)
Lineage: Eukaryota; Metazoa; Chordata; Actinopteri; Cypriniformes; Cyprinidae
Product: importin subunit alpha-7
Exons: 14
Coding region: 161-1774 (537 amino acids)
Biological process (GO): NLS-bearing protein import into nucleus
Cellular component (GO): nucleoplasm; nucleus; cytoplasm
Molecular function (GO): protein binding; nuclear import signal receptor activity
Source: RefSeq, a predicted model, not a curated record
CACAUAUUGGAAACGCUGUCAUUACGUUUGUCUCCUUCGGCUCUCCGUAGAUCACCGACAUAUUGUUUGUGAGGAGCAAAUUCUGGAACACAAGGAGAGAGUUAAGAUUACAGCGUUGAUAUAACCAGUCAUCAAAUCGUAUCUCAGUAAAGAAAGCACGAUGGAGCCUUCAGGAAGUCCGGCGAAGGAUAAUUUCAGGAUGAACCGCUACAAGAACAAAGCACUCAACCUGGAGGAGAUGCGUCGGAGAAGGGAGGAGGAAGGCGUUCAGCUGAGGAAACAGAAGCGAGAGCAACAGCUGUUUAAAAGGAGAAAUGUGGAGCUGCUUGGUGAAGAAGGGGGGAUGUUUGACAGUCCACUUAUGGAUUCCUACGUCUCCUCCACCACAGCCGCAGAUGGAGUAAUUACAAGAGACAUGGUGGAAAUGCUCUUCUCAGAAGAUCCUGAACUACAACUGGACACAACGCAGAGGUUCAGAAAACUGCUUUCCAAAGAACCAAACCCUCCUAUUGACGAGGUGAUAAGCACACCAGGAGUUGUGAAUAGAUUCGUUGAGUUCCUUCAGAAAAGUACAAAUUGCACAUUACAGUUUGAGGCCGCUUGGGCGCUGACCAACAUCGCGUCUGGAACAUCUCAGCAGACAAAGUUUGUGAUCGAGGCCGGUGCCGUACCUGUCUUUAUCGAGCUUCUCAACUCCGAGUUUGAAGACGUGCAGGAGCAGGCUGUUUGGGCUUUGGGGAACAUUGCGGGAGACAGCGCUGUGUGCCGAGAUUAUGUGCUAAAUUGUAACAUCCUUCCUCCUCUACUAAUGCUGCUGACCAAAUCAACUCGUCUCACAAUGACCAGGAAUGCUGUGUGGGCCUUGUCAAACCUCUGCAGAGGCAAAAGUCCACCCCCAGACUUUGAGAAGGUGUCUCCAUGCCUGCCUGUGCUGUCCCGUCUUUUGUUCAGCAGUGAUUCAGACCUGCUGGCUGAUGCCUGUUGGGCUUUGUCCUAUCUCUCCGAUGGGCCCAAUGAGAAGAUCCAGGCAGUCAUUGAUUCAGGGGUCUGCAGGAGGCUGGUCGAGCUGCUCAUGCACACUGAUUACAAGGUGGCCUCUCCUUCUCUGAGGGCUGUUGGAAACAUUGUUACAGGAGAUGACAUUCAGACACAGGUGGUGUUGAACUGCUCCGCUCUCCCCUGCCUCCUGCACCUGCUCAGUAGCGCAAAGGAAUCCAUCAGGAAGGAGGCCUGCUGGACCAUCUCCAACAUCACAGCGGGAAACAGAGCGCAGAUUCAGGCCGUAAUAGAUGCAAACAUCUUUCCAGUCUUGAUAGAGAUCCUACAGAAAGCCGAAUUCCGCACCAGGAAGGAGGCAGCAUGGGCGAUCACUAAUGCCACGUCAGGUGGCACGCCUGAGCAGAUCAGGUAUCUGGUAAAUUUGGGCUGCAUUAAACCUCUCUGUGAUCUGUUGACUGUGAUGGACUCCAAGAUCGUUCUGGUGGCUCUGAAUGGUCUGGAGAACAUUCUCCGACUCGGCGAGCAGGAGGCCAAACAGAACGGCAGUGGCCUCAACCCUUACUGCAGUCUGAUAGAGGAAGCCUAUGGGUUGGACAAAAUCGAGUUCCUACAGAGUCAUGAAAAUCAGGAGAUCUACCAGAAAGCCUUUGACCUCAUCGAGCACUACUUUGGAGAAGAUGAAGAGGAUGCCAGUCUGGCGCCACAGGUGGAUGAGAACCAGCAGCAGUUUCUUUUCCCGCAGCAGGAGGCCCCCAUGGAGGGCUUCCAGCUAUAACCAGCCUGUUCAACUCUCCCCGGCCGCCCUUUACCUAUACACCCAUCCCUGCACCCCAUAACGCUACUAAAACAUACACCAGAAACACUCAAUCACUGAAUUCUGAGUGAACCAAAUUUCGACCCAUGACCCAUUUAGACACUGAGGUGUGUCUCACACAGGGGAACAUAUCCACUGCCCCGUCACUCACAAGAGAUCUUGAGUUUCUUUAAUUCCCUCACCCUCCUCAGUGAUGCAGCUAUAUAAUCAUCCCCUCAGGUAGAAAUCGUGGAGCUGUGUCCUUUAUUAUUAUUAUUAUUUUUUUUUAUAGGGGAGGUAUGCUACAGUUCUUCCCUUUCACUGAAAGAGAGAAUUGUUUUCUCAUUUAUUUAAAAUCAGAGAAUCCAGAUCAUCAUCUUAUUCUUUUGAUCCUGGUUUGUUUUUCAUUGUUUUGCAUUUUUAGAUUUAUGUUUUUAGUUAUUGAUAUCCUGGUGAUUAAAUAAGCCUGGUUGUGUUUGAUCUGGCCGUGCUUUAUAAACGAAACUCUACCGUAAUAUCUGCAGAUGCGUUUUCAUGAGCAUUCUUCAAAGCUUUUGUGAAGCGGUUUCAUUUCUCUUAGUAUUAGAAUUCAUAAUUUCAGAUAGGUGUGGAGUUUAUGUAGAGUCUAUCUGACGUGGUGGUUUUGAAAUAAUCCAGGUAUUUUAGUAAAAGAUUAUCCUAACAUACAAAGUCAUUACUGUUAAAAGACAUUGACUGGAAAGUGGGGCCCAAAGAGCCCAUUUAGUAAAAAUAAUGCCCAGUUUUCUUUUUUUUUUCUUUUUUUUUUUUUUAACCAGUCAGAGGUGAAAUAUCUAGUUGUAGGAUGUCCGUGGUGUGCAGUGUUAUAAAUAACUCUUCUUUUGAUCUAAAGGCUUUAACUUUGAAAUGUGAUCUGGGGGAAACACACACACACACACACACAUCUGAGGGCCGGAUUGAUGCACAUGAAUGGAGUCUUAAUUCUGCUCUGUGUUUAUCGUCAUUGAUCGGCGCAUAGUCAUUCUGGGUGGUUGGAGGUGUUUGUUCAGCGCAGCCCUCAGUAUGUGCAUGUUGGGGUUUUGCAUGGUGUUCAACAGUCAUUCUGUAUCCCUUGCCAGAUCUUCAUUCAACAAUUAGCUUGCACUCAUUAGAUGGAGCAGUUCUGGUUUCUGUUGUUUUGCAGGUGCUGUAGGUAUGGCAAGGAAUACUUAUUUAAAUAAUGAAAUAUAUGGGCAAAAAAAAAUAUAUAUAUAUAGAUAUUAUGUUCUAUUUGCACACACCUUGCACACAUACAUACACUUCAUAAACAUGUACACAAACAGAUUAGCAUAAAACCGAGGGGAAAUGACUUCCAUGAUCUCUCAAAUCCUUUUUUUUUUUUCUCUCUCUCUCUCUCUCUCUCUCUCUCUCUCUCUGUAUGCGAGUAUGUUCCCGCUGAUUUGUUCCACCGUUUGGCACUUUUUGAGUUGAUGCACUAAAAGUUAAACACACCUGGGUUUGAUGUCGGACUGCCGUGGAUUGAAUGAAAAGUUUGAAUAUUAACCUCUCGCACCCGUACGAAACUUACUGUGGUUUACUUUUAAAAACUGUGAGUAUCCUGUGUUUGGUUGACUAGUAUCUAGAAGCCUUUUCCUUCUAUAAAUGUCAAUCUGAUGCGAUUUCCUGAUCAGAACCGAUAACCGAAAGUAGGUUUCCGUACUAAUUCUGGUUCAAGAACCUUUUCGAAAUCGACACUUGAAUUGAACUCUUUGAAAAUACCUCUCUACGAUCUGAUGUUCUUUGACGACAGUAUCAACUUUAAAUCAGUUCAGAUCCUAGUUCUGCGUGAUAUUAGAUGACAUUUGCUGCAUUUACAGGAAGUCCAUCUCGGAAUGAGGAUGCUGCAGUCAUCCAGAUUUCCAUACGCAUCAGAGAAAUGGGAAAAUGGACUGAAAUGAUUGUGGAAGAGAAGUAAACUAUGCUUGUAUAUAUCAAUAUAUCUAAUGGUCUGUAAGACCACAUGUGUGUUGAUCAAAAAAACACAAAGAAAUGAUCUCUUAAUGGAAAUGCACUCCUAUUCACAAAAGUGCCAAUCAGACCAACAAAGACAAGAGGCUGAUGCGUAUCAAUCUGUCUUUGAUUUUUUUUUCUUCUUCCUUUUUUAUUUACUUGAAUGUGCACAUAUGUUGUACAAAUAUUGCUGCUCUGUUUUCUUAUCUUACAAAUUGUGAUGGUCUGCUAUUUGUACACCAAAUUGGUAAACUCAAAGGUAUAAAGAAAAAAUGCAUAAUUUAUUGUGCUGGAUUAAUUCAUUUUUUAUCCAAGGCCAAUGCAAUGUUGAAAUACUGUCUCAGUGUGUACUGUUUGCUAAGCUUCUUUUCCUUUUGAACUUUGUUCUGUUGGCAUAGAGGAAGUGAGAAACCUUGCUAACAAUUGAAGGAGAAACUUUUCUUUUCUUGCCCUUGAGUAUUUUUGUGUCUUAUGAGCGCACUAGCUGACCAUGUAGACCCAACUAUGUUGUUUCAAGUCUAACUUCCCCGUGUAACGAUCCGUAACACAAUUACAGCAAAUCCAAAUCAGUUCAGGCCUCUUUCGUAGAUGUUUUGUUCUAAUUUAAGGACCUUUGCUUUAAGAAGCCAAAAGAUUAUUAUUAUUUUUUUUUGGAUAAAACAAAACUGGGUGUCAUAUGAUCCGUGUUAUCUCUGUUAACUAUAAUUAAACCAGAAAUUGAACGGUUAUAUUGUUAUAUUGGCACAGUACAAAGUUGCAGUCCUUGCACUGCUCUUUACUCCUUAAAAUAACUUCUGAGAAGUGCAGAAAACAAUGAGAUAUUUACAAAAGGCCACAAAUAAGUGAAAUUGGGUCUUUAUGGUCUUCCGUCCUAGAUCUUGUAGAUGUUGACGUUCGGAGACUUUUUGUCUCUUUCAAACCUGGAGCCGAUGCAUAUGGCUGUGUCUAUUAAUGCUGACUCGCCUGUGUUUACAAUGCUACAUGUUUAAGUACUUUUCAUACACAAUAUUAAGACUUGCCCAGCUGGAUAUUGUAUCCUGGUUUGGUGAUUACUUUACUUUCCUUUUAAAUGUAUUUAUAUUUAAAUCUUUUUUUUUUCACCUCUGCCUGCAGUUGCCCAUACUGUGACUGACUUGACUUUACCGACGAUAUGAAUGAGUGACGGGCACACGGUGUCACACAAACAUAUACAUGAACAAUUCUGAACAAAUGUUUUCAUUUUCUUUUUUGUCCAGAUAUCAAUAAAAUGAUAAAACAC